Molecule: messenger RNA, 222 nt
Organism: Beauveria bassiana ARSEF 2860
Lineage: Eukaryota; Fungi; Ascomycota; Sordariomycetes; Hypocreales; Cordycipitaceae
Exons: 2
Coding region: 1-222 (73 amino acids)
Source: RefSeq, a predicted model, not a curated record
AUGGUCCAGAUUUCCACCGAGGCUGACCUCGGCGUCGUAGACCAGCCAUGGUCAUCGAUCGAUCGUCUGUUCCUCAAGGUCCUCGCCGAAAAGUACCAGAAGAUGCUCGGAUUCGAUACCGAGGUGCUCCAGUCGCUUGACUUCGACCUCCGCCACUCAGUCGGUGACGUCGCGGCCGGGCUCGGCCGCAAGACGGACCCCACCGGCGUCGUCGUCCGGUAG